AUGGAACAAACAUCAGUAUACAACCCUUCACAAGAAGAUCAAGACAGAUAUCUACAGGGCAGACCAGGGGCGACUGCACAACACCUGGGUAUCGCACUUCAACAUGCGCACCAAAUCCAAGCGCAGAAAGACGCCGAGGAAAAGAUCCUCGACCUCACUAUUGAUCUACUCGCGAUUCCAUCCUCUUCUUCAGCCGACCCUGCAGCUCCAUUCUCCGCCGAUGUGCAAGUUUUCAAAUCCGCCUUAUCUUCUUUCCGUCCUAAAGAUCUUGAUAACUUGAUCGAAGAGCGAAACUAUGAAAAUCGAUGCGGCUACUGUCUUUGCCCAAAAACCAAUCGCAAGACAGGCGUUGGAAAGGGCUCAACUUUUCACUUUAAAUACGGUCCUAAGGGGAGCGGAGCUAACGGGAAGGGGCGCAGUGUGGAUAUUGUGCCUCGAGAAAGUCUGGAGAAGUGGUGCUCUGAUGCAUGUGGUGAGCGAGCUCUCUAUAUUCGUGUGCAACUAUCUGAAGAACCGAUUUGGGAGAGACGGGCGGAUGGUUCUCGACUGACGAAUAUUCUAUUGCUCGAGGAGGCUCGUGCUAAAGGGCAGAUCCAAAAAGUUACGGCGGAGAUGGAGAAUCUGGAUCUACAGGAUAGUGAGUCAAAGGAACUUGCACUGGAACGCGGUGAUACCAGCGCUGUUCUUCGUGGCGGGCGUGUAGGCGUCCAAAUCGUGGAGAAUCAAGAUCGUCACCGAGCUGCCGUUGCACCUCAAAUGAGACCAGAGGAUGUGACAGGAGGCUCCAUUGAAGGAUAUGUUCCGCGAGACAAGCGAGACAAGCACUCAAGUGAUGAAGACGACUACGAUGUGCUCGACCAACUUUAG
Messenger RNA from Penicillium taxi, 867 nucleotides. RefSeq names its product Rtr1/RPAP2 family protein phosphatase. Gene Ontology annotation, cellular component: cytoplasm; nucleus. Lineage: Eukaryota; Fungi; Ascomycota; Eurotiomycetes; Eurotiales; Aspergillaceae. The record is from RefSeq and is a predicted model, not a curated record. Gene Ontology annotation, molecular function: RNA polymerase II CTD heptapeptide repeat phosphatase activity; RNA polymerase core enzyme binding. The transcript has a single exon. The coding region runs from base 1 to 867 and encodes 288 amino acids.